UCAUUUCGUAGUUAAAAUAUAUCCGUUGUUAGGUGUUUGUAUUUUGCGGCGCUGUGCCAGAGACGUUACAAACUUGGCGAUGUUUCAGAGUUUGCCUUUGAGUGGGCUUUGCUGCCUUCAGGGGUACUAAAAGUGUCGUACUUCUGAUAACACAUCAUAAUAACUCAGGAACAAAGUGGUGUAUCUUUGGGAAAGCUGGUAGAGGUUCUGGAGUGUUCGCUGAAACAGCCAGUGUUGCUUAGAGGCAGCAUUUUUAUAUAAGACCGGUAUAACUGAAAUAAAAACACUAAACAAAAUGACAGUACUCAUUUGUGUCACGGUAUCAUCAGCCAGCAGUAACUUGAGAGAUUAAUAGAAAUAACCACAACUUAAAAGCUUCGUUUAUGCAUUGUUUCCGACCAAAUACACUUUAUCUGGAUGAAUGUAAAAAAACAUUUUUACCGCUCGAAAACUCUUAUGUACCAUAACAUUGAAGGCACCACGUCUACCUUAGCGUGAUUUAGCCAUUUGGCAUUUUCCGGCCUGGAUUUUUAACCGCAGAGGAACAAACCAGUACCCAUUUCAUCGAUGUCAGGGGACUUGUAAUGCACCACACAAUCUAUGUGUACUGUAUUUCUUGUGUCGUUGGCAUAGAGUCAAUGCAAAGGUUUUGUGGAAACUAAAAGAAGCUAAUACUAUCAGCAAACACGGAAAUGCCCUGGAUCACAUGGGUAUAUGAUAUCUGCGGUUGGAGACAUGGAACACCCAACUUGUAUUUUGGAGGAAAUGAAGCAGUUUGUCGUAGUUGAUGCCCUACCAACAGUGUAUUACAUCCCAGAUUUCAUAUCAGAAGAUGAAGAGUCCUAUCUUCUGCAGCAGGUCUACAAGUCUCCAAAGACUAAAUGGACUCAGCUGUCAGGCCGAAGGCUUCAGAACUGGGGAGGGUUACCACACCCCAAAGGCAUGCUGGCAGAGAAGAUUCCUGACUGGCUUCAGACGUACUGUGAGAAGAUUUCCUCUCUAGGUGCAUUCAGUGGGAAAACAGCCAAUCAUGUGUUGGUGAAUGAGUAUAAACAAGGAGAGGGAAUAAUGCCUCAUGAAGACGGCCCUCUGUACCACCCCACUGUCACCACCAUCAGUCUGGGCUCUCACACCCUCCUUGACUUCUACACACCUGUCAGUAGCCUGGAGGACGAUGCCCUGCAGACAGAGGAGAACCGUUACCUCUUCUCCCUGCUGGUGAAGCCACGCAGUCUUCUGAUCCUGCAGGAUGAAAUGUACCAGCGUCUCCUUCAUGGCAUCCAGCCGCACGCCCAGGACACGCUGACAGACAAGGUGGUGAACCUGUCUGCCUCUGGGGCCCUGCCAGGAGAGACACUGACACGAGACACCAGAGUGUCACUGACAAUACGACAUGUGCCUAAAGUCAUAAAGACAAAGCUUGUACUGGGAAGGAAAUGAAGAAAGACUGCAUGUUGACAUGAUAGUUUGUUGUCGUACAACAUGUUGUGUUUGAUAUUUACACCAUCAAGCGUAAUAUCAAUGGACAUGUAAUCCAUGCAGCGCCGCACACAUAAAAUAUAAAUGAUGUUCUAAUAUUGGUUGUGCUCGGUAUAUGCAUUGUUUACUUUAUGGAUUUACUUCACAAAAGAGCUCAACCAGUCCAGAAUAAAUAACAAGAAAGUGCAGUACAGAAAGGCCAGAGAUAUGAUUGAGGUUCAUUUAGAAACAAUGUCAUACAUAGUUUGUCCACCAGAGAGCACUGACAAGUUUAUUUUUACACUGUAAAAUGUAUUAGUCUGUACAUAUCUUCAUCAUAACUCUUUAAUGACCAAAUUUAAAGGGACAGUCCACCAAUCUUAAAACAUGAAAUUCAGUUUACUAAUCAUCAGUUUACUAAUCAUGAUUAGCUUGACCCUCAUGAGGGACAAGAAGUCCAGAUAUCUCUUCUUCUGCAUCAGUGUUGACCAUUCCUUUUUUAAACCUGUCUCUUAUGAAUCCAUUAGCCUUAUGAAAGUGCUGGAGUUGUUCUUUAACGAUUACUCAUCAAAACAGUUAAUAUUAAAUAUUGGCAAAUAUAUAUUACUAUCAGACUUUUUUUUUUUAACUCUCACUUGUCAAUAUCAGUAUCUGCCUUGAACUUUCUGUAUCAGUUGGGCUCCACUAUAAACAUUUACUUUGCACAAUAAUGUUUGUGUUGCUCAGUGUGUUUGUUUGUGUCCAUGUAGUCCAAAUCAAAUGUAAUCCAAAUGUUUCAUUUGACACACAUACAGGAAAAAUUGACAAUGCAUCAGUUAUCAGUAGCACCUUAAGUAUGUCACUUAUUAAACAGAGAGAGGAUUUACUAUAAGUUCACUGUUAUCCCUGA
Messenger RNA from Toxotes jaculatrix (banded archerfish), 2347 nucleotides. It is a transcript of the gene alkbh6, whose product is annotated as alkB homolog 6. The transcript has 2 exons. Lineage: Eukaryota; Metazoa; Chordata; Actinopteri; Toxotidae. Bases 715 to 1440 code for a protein of 241 amino acids. The record is from RefSeq and is a predicted model, not a curated record.